Fopius arisanus is the source of this 1842-nucleotide messenger RNA. Lineage: Eukaryota; Metazoa; Arthropoda; Insecta; Hymenoptera; Braconidae. The record is from RefSeq and is a predicted model, not a curated record.
AUGGCAACUCUCGAAGCAGUGAUAUCGUUGCAAACGUCUCGCGCUGCCUUCAUAGAAGGCAUUUUCAAGGAGUCCAAUGAGGAGGAUAUUAAACAGCUCGGUGUUACAGCUCUCGACUCCAAGCUGAUGAUGCUCGAGAGUUAUUGGGCUAAGCUGGAAGCUUCGCAUGAGAAACUAGUUUCUCAAAAAAUCGAGAACUUGAUCUCUCUCGAUUAUUUUAAACAGCAGGUCUUCGAUUUCGCUCUGACGAGCUUCGCCACUGCCAAGGUGGCCCUACUUCAGCUCCUGGAGAAGAAAGGCGCCCCAAACCUGAACCAGUCCUUACGUGGGGCUGGGGAAGUUCAUUUGUCCAGCUCAACAAGACGUGCUCCGCCUGAGAUCGCCUUGCCGAAAUCUUCAGGAGGUUACCAGGAGUGGAGGCCAUGGCGAGAUCUCUUCCAAUCACUGGUCGGCAACAAUCCAGAUAUUUCAGGGGUCGAGAGGAUGCACUACCUCCGCCUCUGUCUCUCUGGUGAGCCUCUCAAGUUCAUCUCCAACUUGCCCGUCUCAGAAGAUUCAUUUCGCAUUGCCUGGAGGACUCUCGUUGAUCGCUACGAGAACAAGCGCUUACUCGUUGCAGUUCACCUAGACCAGCUCCUGAAUCCAGCUCAAAUGAAAUCGCACAGCGCCUCGGACCUCAAUCUCUUGCCCAGCUCGAUCUCUGAAGCUCUCAGUGCUCUUAAAGCACUGGAUCAGCCAACUGAUCAUUGGGGUCCUGUGGUCGUUCAUGUCCUCACUCGUCGGCUAUCGAACAAGCUCAGAGAGGCACGGGAGAAUAAGAUCGGCGCCUCUACUGAGUAUCCUACUCUUGAUCAUCUCCUCGCCUUCUUACAAGGUCGAUCACGACCCAUGGAGACUCUGGAGGUUGGAUCGCAGUCGCUGUCCUCGACCAGCUCAUCUCGUCCUUCUCAGACCAGCGUACACACGCGAUCCAUGACCAAGAGCUCCGCCAAGGUCAACCAGAUGCCAGCCUCUCGUCCUUCUCAGCAUACAGCUCAGAAGUCUCAAGGUCCAGCUCUAAUACAGUCCACACACUCAACCUCUUGGGCUGAUGCUGGGUACCCUUGUUCGUACUGCAAGAGGGACCAUUACAUCGUCUCUUGCCGCGAAUUCAAAAAUUUAUCGCCCAUUGCAAGGAAGGAAGUCAUUGACAAGCUCUACCUGUGCUACAACUGUCUGGGGAAGCACAGCAUCAGAGUCUGCCAAACAUUUCGCACGUGCAGGACGUGCCAAGAGAGGCACCACACACUCCUCCACCUUGAUCGCUCUCGCUGGCAGAAUCAGAUUCGACCUUCUCCUCAAACGACACAGUCUCAACCUCAGUCUCAGAUUCAUCAAGCAACCAGACCCGCUCAGUCAUCAGUCAUUACUUAUAACAGUGCUGGGGAGGUCAUCCAGAGUACGCCAGCUGCUACAUCACACUCUUCUCAUGGUUCUCGACCUGGAGUCCUACUCGCUACUAGUCUAGCCCUGCUCAUUAGCCCUGAUCAUCGUUCUUCUCUGCGAAUUCGUUUACUCUUGGAUCCAGGCUCAGAACUAUCGCUCAUCUCGGAAUCUCUCGUGCGUCAAUUGAAGCUGAAGAAGCAGCGUAGCUCAAUCCACAUUUCUGGUGUGGGUGAGUCGUCGUUUGGGACAACGUCCGGUGAAGUUCAUCUCACGCUACAAUCGAUCUACUCAGCAGAACGCAUUGAAGUCACAGCUCACUCUCUUGAUCAUGUCACAUCAACUCUACCGACCUUCUCAGCGGAAAAUCUCGACUGGAAUCAUCUCAAGGAUCUGAAUCUAGCGGAUCCAGAUUUCUGA